AUGGCAGCCGCAACGACGGUCCGGGCUGCGCUCCAGCAGAUCUAUGCGUCCAAGCGCGUGCAGUGUGUCGUGAGUGUCUCGGGCGGCGGUGGCAGCGCCGUCGGCGAGAUCCUCGGCACCUGCGGCGCAUCGUCCACGCUUCUCGAAGUGCUCGUUCCCUACCAUCGCGAGAGCAUGGCCGACUUCCUUCAAGUGCCUGGCGCAGAGCUCGAGGCGUUCGGCUUCUCAAGCAAAAACGUGGCGACGCUCAUGGGCAAGAAGGCGCUCGAGCGUGGCCGGCGGCUCGUGCCCCUCGACGACGCGGCCGGGUGCAUUGGCAUCGGGUGCACGGCCGCCUUGGUGUCGUCCGAGCCGCGCCGGGGCUCGCACCGCGCCUUUCUCUCCCUCCACACGGUCGACGCCGUCCAUCACUUCAAGCUCGAGAUGGAAAAGGGUGCGCGUACGCGGAAAGAGGAAGACGAGUGUGUCGGGCACCUUGUCGUCUUGGCGCUGGCCAAAGCCGCCAACGUCGACAUGGCGCUGCAAGCGUCCCUGCGCGAGCUCUGCACGUCGCACACGGGUGACUCGCUCGUCGAGGAUGCCCCCAUCGCCACGAUGACGUCCGGCUUGCAGCUGCCGACGGGCCCGCACGAGACGCCGCCGCGUCGCAUUCUGUACGAGCUCUCGGUGCGCAACGCUGACAAGGGCAGCGUUGGCGGCGACGCGCUGCAGGCCCGCGUCCAGGCCAUCGUGGGCACGCACCACGCGGCCGUUGUGCUCACGCACGCGUCGCUCUUCCUCGAGAAAGCGGCUCUCUUUCCAUCGUGUGCGUUUGUGAUUGGCGCCGACACGGCUCUGCGGCUCCUCGACCUCAAGUACUACGACAUGAGCCAGGAAGCGCUGUGGGCUGCGCUCGCCCGCAUCGCGUCGCUCCAGUGCUCGUUCGUGGUCGCCGGGCGGCAGGUGGGCGACGCCUUUGUGGCCGCCGAGACCGUCGUGUCCCAGGUGCCCGCGCCGUUCCGGUCGCUCUUCGUGCCUCUGCCCGAGACGUCGUUCCGCAACGACAUUUCGUCGACGGCGCUGCGCCAAGCCCGCACGGAGUGA
Molecule: messenger RNA, 1083 nt
Organism: Saprolegnia parasitica CBS 223.65
Lineage: Eukaryota; Oomycota; Saprolegniomycetes; Saprolegniales; Saprolegniaceae
Exons: 4
Coding region: 1-1083 (360 amino acids)
Cellular component (GO): nucleus; cytoplasm
Molecular function (GO): nicotinamide-nucleotide adenylyltransferase activity; ATP hydrolysis activity
Source: RefSeq, a predicted model, not a curated record